Megachile rotundata (alfalfa leafcutting bee) is the source of this 1659-nucleotide messenger RNA. RefSeq names its product unc-119 lipid binding chaperone (gene unc-119). The record is from RefSeq and is a predicted model, not a curated record. Gene Ontology annotation, molecular function: lipid binding. Gene Ontology annotation, cellular component: cilium. NCBI's taxonomy places the organism in Eukaryota, Metazoa, Arthropoda, Insecta, Hymenoptera, Megachilidae. Gene Ontology annotation, biological process: nervous system development; cilium assembly; lipoprotein transport.
GAUAUUAUUUCCUACGUGGUCCUAAGAAAUGUCACAAAAUGUAUACAAUGGAAAUAACAUCAAUUACAUAGAUAUUUUUACUGUUGAAAAUAUCGGAUAAAAUUUUUUAACAUAUGUGGAAAUUUACUUAAUAAUAUUCAAUGAACAUCAUUUUAUAUUCGAUACUUCGAAAUUGUUAUAUGUGAUAUUUAUAUUUGGCUGAUAAAUUAAUCGUCUAUUUAUUGUCUAAUUACGCUUAAAUAAUGAGUGUCGAUAGUGAAAAUAAAUCAAAUGAAGCUAUUGUUUCAUUUACACCGUCGACAGAUCAGGAAAAUGCCGAUAAUGGAAAUAUUGAAGAAACUCUAAUAACCCCAGAAAUGGUGCUACAUUUGCCUACAAUUACUGAUAAAUAUUUAUGCUCUCCCGAAGCAAAUAUUUAUGAUAUAGAUUUUACACGAUUCCAAAUUAGGGAUUUAGAAACAGGAGCAAUAUUAUUUGAAAUUACAAAACCGCCAGCUACUGAAUCUGAUCUUAAUCAAGAUAUUGAACCAGAUUGUGAAGAAUCUGGUUGUGAAGAUGCUAACACUGGUCGCUUUGUACGUUAUCAAUUUACACCUCAAUUUCUUAAACUGAAGACUGUUGGAGCUACGAUUGAAUUUCUUGUCGGUUCUAAGCCAGUGAAUAACUUUCGUAUGAUUGAACGUCACUUUUUCCGGGAUAGAUUGUUAAAAACUUUUGACUUUCAGUUUGGAUUUUGUAUACCGAAUAGUAAGAAUACUUGCGAACAUAUUUAUGAAUUUCCGACCUUGCCUGCUGAUUUGGGUCUCACAUUUGAAAUAGCAGAAGGUGGAUUUUUAGAUAUAGAUGUAAAAAUAAUUGGACCCGAUGGAAAAAUAAUUUAUCAAGGUGAUCAAGAAAGCAGUGGUAAAUAUACAUUCGCUGCGCAUCUUCCUGGUGUUUAUACAUAUUGUUUUGGUAAUCAAAAAAGCAGUAUGACACCGAAAGUUGUUAUGUUCAAUAUGGACAUUGGUGAGAAUCAAAAGCCUAUGGAACAAACAUCAGAUGGCAUAGGUGGAGAGGAUGCAAAUCAUAAUAAAAUAGACGAUAUGAUUAAAGAAUUAAGUACGAGUUUAUGGGGAGUGAAGAACGAACAAGAAUAUAUGCAUGUACGUGAUAGAAAUCAUAGAGCAAUCAGUGAAAGCACAAAUUUCCGUGUAGUAAUGUGGGCGUGCUUUGAAGCUAUGAUUUUGGUUUGUAUGACAAUAGGACAAAUUUUCUACUUAAAAAGAUUCUUUGAAGUCAGAAGAGUUGUCUAAUGUAAGGUAUAGAAUAAAGUCAUACAUUCAUUGUACAUUUUUUUAUGUGAUUAAGUUAUAAUAGAAUUAAACAAUUGAAACACUUUACAGUUAUUGUUUUCUCUCAAAUUCAAAACACAAACAAAAAUCUCAAACGCGUUUUAACAUUGUUAAUAACGAAACAAACAUUUCAUAAAUUAAUAGAUUUUUUAAGAACAAAAUAAUGUAAUAUUUAAGUGCAAGAUUUACUUAAACAGUAAAUUUGUUGAAAUAAACAGAAUUUCUUUUGUAUGAGUAGAGCUCAAAGUUUAAUGAACAUCUAACUUGUAACCUAAGCAUGUAUACUUGUAUACCAUUCAUCGAUAUACAGAGUGAUUAUUUUUAU